This is a messenger RNA of Lactuca virosa, 330 nucleotides long. Lineage: Eukaryota; Viridiplantae; Streptophyta; Magnoliopsida; Asterales; Asteraceae. The record is from the annotation of a GenBank genome assembly.
AUGGAAGCUUACCAGGUUACCUACAACGCCAACACCACCACAACGAACAAGGCUAUUCAGAAUGUUGGUGCCAUGUUUCAAGCCGAAAAGGCGGACUUUGCUGAACUUCGCACCGUCCUUAAGACCGAUCAUGAAGCAUUCCAGUCCUCUAUCGAUGCGAAACUCACAAAGCUUCAAGAAGAGCUGGAAAUGGAGAACAAGAUCAUGGAUGCUCUCGUAGUCAAGGAGGAAAAAUGCAAAGUGUUGGAUACCAAGCUCCACUUCACUCAAAAGAAGGUCGAUGAUUUGCUAGCAGAGAAAGCAUUACCCGAAGUGAUAUUUGUUCUCUGA